AUGAAGCCUGAGUCGAAGAAGAAUCGUGGGAAAGCUGGAGCAUCAUCUGUUGUUGAUACGCAGAACAAUGGAGUGGAGUCAUGCUACGACCUCUCAAAUCUGUCCAACGCCCUUGCCGUGAUCGCGCCGCCUGCUAUAGUAAAUCCUACUGAAUCCUCAACCAUCUCGGCAACGAGGAAGGAUGGGGGAUCGUCGUCAUCGGCUUAUGAUUUUGGGGAUUUCUCAAUGGAGUUGUCCGCCAUCGAGCACAAGGAGAAGAAGAUAGCUGCAUUGAGGGCCAGGUCCCACAGGAAAAGGGAAUAUCUCAGAAUGAGGCAUGUUUUUCUCGAUGACAUUCUGUGUCCAUCAACUCCCGUUCCCCGGGCUAUGUCUGCCGCAGAUGAUGCCGCUAUAAGACCGUCACGGCGCCUGAUACACCACCCACUGGUGGAUUUUCCUGUGGUCGCGAAUUGGACAAGGGCCCUCCAUGAAGGGUUCUCAAAACUAAGUGUAGAGCAGCCUGUUGUUGAGGAAGUGGCAGAGGAUGGGUCUCGGGUGUUGAAUCCUACUACUGCAAGGCCAACCCCACAGCUGGAGGAGAGGUCUUUCCCUAUAAUGUACAGGUUGAGUCGCAUUGUGUCGCUUGGUAGGAGGCGGCGGCACUGUAGGAACUGCUAUAGCAUUGAGUUAUGUAGCCGCCCACCUCAGUGGAACCUCUCUGCUACUUGGGAAGUGAACCUCAACAAGGGUAAGAUGGGGCAAUCCUUCCCUGUCUCUUAUCUAAUCGCUGCAAAUGUGAUCUCGGCAGACAGGGCCAAAUCUACAUCUAGGUGGCCGAAGAUCUUUGCUCUUAAGCUUCAAGAAGAGGAUUCUUCGCAGGUGUUCCGUCGUGCAGCUUUUGAGACCGAGAGGAGAGAACAGGUGGAUUGCAUUUCUCAGGAACUGCAAGAUACCAAAGUUGUUAUAUGA
This is a messenger RNA of Linum tenue, 948 nucleotides long. The record is from the annotation of a GenBank genome assembly. NCBI's taxonomy places the organism in Eukaryota, Viridiplantae, Streptophyta, Magnoliopsida, Malpighiales, Linaceae.